AUGAAAUGUUCACUGGCGCUCCUGUGUCUGCUGGAGUGUCUUUUGCAAACAGUGACUGGAUACACCGUCCUGCCCUCUGAGUUCCAUCUGAAAGGAGAUUAUAUGGUGGGAGGACUUUUUAAUGUUCAUCAUGAUGGUAACCGUGUUUCUUAUGGGAGACCAGAAGCUAUUGAAUGCUCCAGCCAAGAAUUUCUGCUGUCGAGUUAUCGGAGGUUUCAGGUGAUGAGAUUCGCAGUAGAGGAAAUCAAUAACUCCACCGACCUCCUGCCAAAUGUUUCUCUUGGCUACGACAUAUUUGACCACUGCUCUGACUCGCACAGUUUCCCGGGUAUUUUCAGCCUCAUCUCAGUCAACAGCUCAGUCCGACCGUACGACAAUCUGUCCACAAUGUCUGAAGUGAUCGCAGUGGUUGGUACUUUCACAAGUCAAGGGUCACGGACCGUGGCGCCGCUAUUCAUGAUGGAUCUCAUUCCCAUGGUCAGUUAUGGAGCAUCUAGUUCUAUUUUUUCAAGAAAACAGAAUUUCCCUUCUUUUCUACGAACGAUGCACCCCAAUAAAGACGUCAUAGAGAGUAUAUAUAAGAUGUUAGUGCACUUUAACUGGCGAUGGGUUGCUUUCCUUAACAUUAAUGAUGAUUAUGGCAACGACGGCCGGGAUGUGUUCAUGGAGAUGAUUGAAGAUACAGACAUCUGCCUGGCAUAUACCAGAGGGCUGGAUGAAAAAACGAAUUACACCCCCAUCUUCAAACAGUUAGAGACGCAGCAGAUAAAUAUCAUUAUUGUUUAUGCUCCUGAAUGGACGGCUGAGGCGCUCAUCAUGUCAGCAAUAGAACAGAAUGUCACAAACAAGGUGUGGAUAGCAGUGGACGCCUGGGCCUUAAACAAGAGGCUUCCCAAGCUGAAAGGAAUCAAAAAUAUAGGAACUGUACUCGGGGUUUCUGAACCAAAAAUAACCAUACCUGGUUUUAAGGACUUUAUCUAUUCAUCAAAAGGCCAAAGUGACAACAACAAUGAGGAACAACAGAAGCUUUGUAAUCAGGUUUGCAACUGCAGCGGCCUCAGACCAGAAAACAUCACCAAUGCGGAGUCAUCUUUCUCUUUUGCGGUUUAUUCGGCCAUUUAUGCCAUCGCUCACGCCCUGCACAACACGCUGCAGUGUGGAAGUGGCGAAUGUAAUCGAAAUAUUACACCGUACCCACAUGUGAUCCUGAAAGAACUGAAGGAGUCCAAAUUCACCCUUUUAAACCACAGUAUUCAGUUUGAUGACAACGGAGACCCCCUAUCCGGAUAUUUUUCAAUUGUUUUCUGGAACCAAAGUGGUGAUGCAGAGGAAGUUGGCUUUUAUAAAUUUGAUCCACUGUUCGACUUCUUCGUCAACGACAGCAAAAUCCAGUGGUAUGAAAAUAAACCUGCGCCAUCUUCACUGUGUUCUAUACCGUGUGAUGAAGGAUACAAAAAAAAAACAGAUGGGCCCCAUAAAUGCUGUUUCAAAUGUGAAAUCUGUCCAGAGGGAACGUAUGUCAACACCACAGUGGAUCCAUACCUUUGCAUCAAAUGUAACGAUAAGACAGAAUGGUCUUCAGAAGGAAGCACAAAAUGUAAUCGUCAAGUUGAGGAGUACGUCCAUUUCACAGAAACAGCAGCUAUAUUCGUCAUGAUUGGGACCUGGGCCUUCGUUGGAUUCACAGUAGCUGUGUCUGUGCUCUUUGCCAUCAACUACAACACACCAGUUGUCAAAUCAGCUGGAGGACCGAUGUGUUUCCUCAUUUUAACUUGCCUCAUUCUGUGUAGCAUUAGUGUGUUCUUCUAUUUUGGUGAGCCAACUGAUUCUUUUUGUGUCUUGAGGUAUGUGCCGUUUCUUCUGUUUUACACCGUCUGCGUGGCUUGUUUUGUUGUGCGAUCUUUUCAGAUUGUUUUCAUCUUCAAAAUAGCCGCCAAAUACCCUGGAAUCCACAGUUUGUGGAUCAAAUAUAAUGGACAAUGGUUGUUCAUUACUGCGGUAUUUCUUAUUCAGUUACUUCUAAUUGUUUUUGUGUAUUCUUUUGCACCUCCAAAGGCUUACAGUAUAACAUCCUGGUACUCUGAUAAACUCGUGCUUGACUGUGAUGUGAGUCUAAAGAUGUCCUCUUUUUCUCUUCUGUUUCUUUCAUUGUUGUGCUUACUUUGCUUUAUUUUCUCCUACAUGGGCAAAGACCUUCCUAAAAACUACAAUGAGGCCAAAUCGAUAACCUUCUGUCUGCUCCUGCUGAUUCUCACCUGGGUCGUUUUUGCCACCAUCUUCUUUGUUUACAGCGGAAAACACAUCCAGACUCUGAAUGCUCUGGCAGUGCUCUGCAGCCUCUACUCCUUUCUGGUCUGGUAUUUCAUGCCAAAAGUCUAUAUUAUCAUUUACCAACCUCAGAAAAAUACACAGCAGUACUUUCAAGACCUCAUUCUGAGUUAUACCAAAGCAAUUAGCUAUUAACGAAAAAGAUCAUUAGGCUUUUUUAGAGUUAAAACUCUAAGGGCCCCUUUACAUUGCACGGAGAUUAUUGGGUGACCAUUGAGCGAUAAAAAAGUGGCCCGAUCUCUCAACAAUCUCCUAAGCCUCGAAAAAGCCAUCCUUGUGUGCCUGUUGUG
Molecule: messenger RNA, 2618 nt
Organism: Sphaeramia orbicularis (orbiculate cardinalfish)
Lineage: Eukaryota; Metazoa; Chordata; Actinopteri; Kurtiformes; Apogonidae
Product: taste receptor type 1 member 2-like
Exons: 6
Coding region: 1-2463 (820 amino acids)
Biological process (GO): G protein-coupled receptor signaling pathway
Cellular component (GO): plasma membrane
Molecular function (GO): G protein-coupled receptor activity
Source: RefSeq, a predicted model, not a curated record